AUGGCUCUAACAAAGAACAUUUUUUCUGCCACCAAUUCCUUCUGUUUUAUUUCUCUCUUCCUCGUUUCAAUCCAGUCGGUACUAGCAGCUAAAGAUCAAAACGACGGCAUAUACAUCGUGUACACGGGAGCAGCUCCAUCCUCAUCAAAUGGUCACCACUGUGAUCAUAUUAUGAGCUCUUCCUCCAUAGAAAGUUGGGAUUGGAAAGACAGAGUGUUACACACAUACAGCAAAGCAUUUUCAGGGUUCGCGGCACGAUUGUCGAAAGAAGAGGCUGAAUCAAUUGCCCGAAGGCCUGAAGUUGUAUCAGUUUUCCCUGAUCAAAUCCAUCGAAUCCACACAACGCGAUCAUGGGACUUUCUGAAGGAACAAAGUGUUGUUGGAUUAAAAACCAGUCAAAUCCCAACAUCAAACAUUUCCUCUGUUUCUGGUGAAGAUGUUAUCAUUGGCGUUUUCGAUACAGGUGCUACCACUAUUGACAGGUUUUUCGAGUCCGAUGUUGUCUUGGGAAACAAUAAAGUCAUCAAGGGCGGAGGUGUUCACUCUGCUAAUUUUGAGAAGAAUCCAAUCUACCCAUUGAUUGAUGCCCGUUUAGCUAAAAAACCUGAUGGUGAUGAAGCUGAUGCAAGUACUUGUUUGAUGGAUGCAUUAGAUGGGAAAAAAGUCAAGGGGAAGAUUGUUCUUUGUCACCCGAGCGAAGAUUAUGCAACAUCCGCGCAGUUUGAUGCCAUAACAAGUCUGGGAGGAAUUGCAAUGAUAUAUAUUGACGAGUUUUCUCAUCAGCUAGUUGACUCUGUUCGUGGUAGUGUUCCCUGUAUCCCAGUCUAUCCUGAUUCAGACCAGAUUCUAGCUUAUAUCAACUCAACCAGGAACCCUGUGGCGACGAUUUUACCGACUGUAGCGAAAGCGAAUAACAAGCCAGCUCCAGCUGUGGCAUAUUUCUCAGCUCCAGGCGGUACUCUAGAUGACAAUCGCUAUUUGAUCAAGGGCUACAAUGCAUCAAGGCUCAAACUCAUUUCAUCAAAGUUUCCAACCAACUUUUCUUGCCCAAGUGAUCCCAAGGAAGAAUCGAUGUCAAACAUGAAUUACCCCUCAAUAUCUGUCUUUCCAUCGUUCAGGCAGAAUCGGACAGUUACAAGGACCGUCACAAAUGUUGGCGACGAAGAAUCAGUGUAUCGAGUAAGUUUUGAAGCGUCCGAGAAAUUGGAAAUCAUAGUGAGUCCUACUGAGCUGAUAUUCACCAAACACCAAAAGAAGCUAAGUUAUACAGUGACUUUCACAGAUGCUCCUCCAUUCAAAGCUUGUGAUCCCCAUGGUUCAAUCAUAUGGAGCAAUGACAAACACAAAGUUCGUAUCCCUUUCAUCGUAAGAUGCUAG
This is a messenger RNA of Oldenlandia corymbosa var. corymbosa, 1377 nucleotides long. NCBI's taxonomy places the organism in Eukaryota, Viridiplantae, Streptophyta, Magnoliopsida, Gentianales, Rubiaceae. The record is from the annotation of a GenBank genome assembly.